Clarias gariepinus (North African catfish) is the source of this 3909-nucleotide messenger RNA. RefSeq names its product monocyte to macrophage differentiation-associated (gene mmd). Gene Ontology annotation, cellular component: membrane. Bases 252 to 1073 code for a protein of 273 amino acids. The transcript has 7 exons. Gene Ontology annotation, molecular function: pore-forming activity. NCBI's taxonomy places the organism in Eukaryota, Metazoa, Chordata, Actinopteri, Siluriformes, Clariidae. The record is from RefSeq and is a predicted model, not a curated record.
AGGAUAAAGGACCUUUGCUUCCAGGCUUCUAAAGUGGAUGUGAACUCUGGACUAUAUUGGCCUUGUGUCAUCAUCAAAACAGCCAGUGCAUUCUGGGUCAUUUGUACCUGCUACAAAACAAUAUGUGGACACUACCCAUUGUGGCACGAUUGGCAUUGUAGGAUUUCAGCAGUGGCUCUAAAGUGCUACCCCGCCUUCUCGCUUAGAAUUUUACCCCAAGCUGAUUUUUAUGCAAGCAUAACCAUGAGACCAUGUCCAGAGGGCUGAUAGACACUGAACACACAAAACCUUACAACUUUAUGUUUUUUAACAAGAGGAUUUUUUUUGUAAGAAUGCCUGGAACGGGUCUGUGGAUGGCCUCGCUGAAAAGAUUCAUGAACACCAGAGCUGCAGCUAACUGCCGGUACCAACCCACGUGCUAUGAGCAUGCAGCAAACUGCUACACACAUGCACUGGUGAUCGUGCCGGCGUUUGUGGGCGUGGCUCUGCUGCACCGUCUUUCUGAUAACCGUUGGGAGAGGAUCACGGCAUGGGUGUACGGCCUCGGCCUCUGCGCGCUCUUCCUCAUCUCCACCAUCUUCCACAUCGUCACCUGGAAGAAGAGCCACAUGAGGACAGUAGAGCACUGCUUUCACAUGUGUGACCGCGUGGUCAUCUACGUCUUCAUCGCCGCCUCAUACACACCGUGGUUAAACCUGAGGGAGCUGGGUCCUUUGGCGUCUCACAUGCGCUGGUUCGUGUGGUUGAUGGCGGCUGCAGGAACCAUCUACGUCUUCAACUACCAUGAGAAGUAUAAAUUGGUGGAGCUGGCCUUCUAUCUGACCAUGGGGUUCUCCCCUGCACUGGUGGUGACCUCUAUGACGAACACAGAUGGUGUGUAUGAGCUGGCGUUCGGUGGUCUGAUCUACUGCCUGGGCGUGGUCUUCUUCAAAUCGGACGGCGUCAUCCCGUUCGCUCACGCCAUCUGGCACAUUUUCGUGACUCUCGCCGCCGCCGUGCACUACUACGCCAUCUGGAAAUACCUCUACCGCAGCACGUCUGGUGACGAAGUCAGGGCCAUGCCUGACCUUUGACCUCUCUCUCUCUCUCUCUCUCACUCACACACACACACACACACAUAUGCAUGCACACAACUUACCUGACACAUCUUCAUCCAAACCAUCUUGAUCAAGAGGUGCUGAACAGUUACUGGAGUUUACCAACGCGACCUCCGAUUGUUUACUAGCCGCCUGGAGAACAGUGUGUGUGUUGGUGUGUGUGUGUGUUGGUAUGUGGACGUUUAAAACUGUUUUAUUUCCACUUUUGUCAGUAUUUUUGCACAGGCGGUAGACCAGACAGCAUUUUGACUCUGCUUUUUGGUUCAGUCAGAAGUAAAGGAAACAGUACACACUUCUCCUCAGACAUAGUCCAUUAGCUGUGACACUUUUCUCACGUUUCAUCUUCAGUUUUUUACCACAAAGCUACGAGGCUAACUAUUAACGAACGUCACCCGCUGUGUGUUCAAGCGACCAUGAGAUGAAUACAGCGUUCCAAUUAAAAACCACGACGCUAGACACGUGGCUCAUUUUACCUGUUAGCUACAUCUCUUCAGAUACGAUCGAGAAUGAUGUAUGUUUUGGUCGAUCCAGUGAUCUAAAUAUAAGUUCUGUAUCGUCUGCGAUCUGAGCAUUUAAAUUAUUAUUUUUAAAAUGUAUACGAAAGUUCCCGAGGAAUUCCACGCACUCACAUUGCGCCUUUUACAAAUGUAGCUGUUUCCCGUCAUUCAGAGUGCGAAAAACGCAGAGGCCAUGCGUAUUGUUUUUCCCGUUACACCGCUAACGUAAAGGCGUCUAAAAAUUCUGAAAUUCCCAGCCGAAUGGUCGUACGAUACGAAGGAUUACUGUGAGGGAUACGAGAUUAAUAAACCUCAACGAAGUGUAGAUCACUUAAGCUACAUUUCUUAGCAGUUUUUUUUAAGCCGGUGAUUAGUGACACUUGUUUCAUCGGAUGUCGCUUUUUUUCUAGCGCCGCUAAAUAAAACGGUAUAUUUCUUUAAAUAUACAUUGUGUUUUUUUGUUUUUUUUUCUUUUUAUAAAUUGAUCACUGGAUCACUUCAUGACGUCCCUCACCGCUAACAAGACCAACCUGUUCAUCGGGCAUUUUUUAUUUAUUCCUUUUUUUCCCUGAUCAACCGUUAGUUAACGGUCUCAGAAAGUGACCUUGGUGUCACAAUGUAACUUCGACAUGAUGAACUAUCAACAUCAAUGCCUAGCUACUAGCUUCAGCUCACCGCUUUCAACGUAGAUGUUUUAAUCACCUUCUACUCUUUGGUAACGCGAGGUAACUGACUGCUAACUCCACUGCUGAGCUUCAUAAUGCGUCAAAGCUGAUGUUAGUCGAAUUAGCCAGAUUUUUUUUUUCCUCUCUGAGCUGCCCAUGUUACCUUGCCCUUGUCACAAGGGGAAAAGAAAAAAGUCCAGAGAAAUAAUAUGGAUAAUGCAUGGUCUCUUUGAAUUCCUGUACAACUUGACUCAUGGCGACGUGUGUGGUUUGUUUGUAUAUAUUUCAGAUGUAAUAUUUUAAGCAGUAUUUAAAAAGCGUUAACUUUUUUCCAGAAAAAAAAAGCAUGAGCAUGUUUGUUUUUCUUUUCGUUUGUUUGUUUUAGUUUUAUUGAAACUAUGAAAAUCCACUUUAUGUUGAUAUUCCAUUUGUGUUUUCAUUUUCCAUCUUAUCACUCUGUUCCUUCGCUUUAUUUUCUCAGGUUGUUGAUACCUAGCUUAAGUCAGUUUUAUGAUCUUGUUGUAUAAAAAAAAAAUGAAAAUAUGGCCGACAAAACUGGUGCUCCAGGUCUUGCCGUUUUGUAUUGUAAUGUAAUAUUGGCGCAAAGCCACAAGCUAGUCCAACAGAGAACCUGGAGAUAAUCAAGAAAACUAAUCAGUGAAACUUAUAGGUGUAUAAACACCUGCGAAACCCAAAAUCAUGCAUAACAGUAGGUUUUAGUCUCUUUACGUUGAUGCCAGCAGGCCAGAGCCUGACAAAGUGAGGUUUCGACGGUUCCUCAAACGCUCCUUACAAAGCAUGUGAUCUGAUGUUUCUUCAGUUCCUCACUCUUGACUAUACUUAGGUCCUGUUUACAGCUGGGUGUCCAGAACGGCAAAAAAAAAACCUAUGAAUCAUGGUAUCAUCUUAGACCUGACAUUAAAUGUGUUUGGAGAUGAUGCAAAUCAAAAUAAAGCUCCAUUAGUACAGAUCUACAUAGCUAGCUUCUCAUCUGGUGAGAUAAAUCGAUAUGAUGGACAGGCCACACCCUCAAGCAACAACAGUAAGAAGUGAGACAUGGCAAGUACACGAACGCAACUGCGAACACUCCCAGCAUCUCUGGGAAAUGUACUCAAUGUGCGCUGUUGCGUACCUGUGGAAAUGAUUAAGCUCAGUUCACACGGUGGUGAUGUGAGCUGCUAAACGCUUAGACUUUCCAAAGUUAUCUAAAGAAAAACAGGUCAGCUUUCUUGUGGUGUUUCAUAUUAUAGGGGUCCUAGUGGCAACCAGUCUCACAUAGCUCAAAAUGUCUGCGUUCAUGCACUUAUGCGCAUUGUAAUAAGUGUAACGCGCACAGCAUGAAUAACGAUCUUGCAAGCGACACCAAUGGCUCAACGAGUUCACGCCUCUGAUAAUGACGUUCUCCAAAGGUACUGUAGGCAUGAAGAACACAGAACAAUUAAAGUGAAGGAACAGUCUGCUAUAAACAAAACCAAAUUCAGGUCAGCAAGAUCUGGUCCUCAAUUCCUAACAUCCUCUCUUCAGUGUGGAAUGCUUCAUGGGAAAUGGAGAACCUUAGGACAAGCUGCUUUUGUGUUUCUGUUUUUGUGCCAGUAUUUUCAUUCCAAAGAUGUUCUCUGUAUUAUUUUCCUGUCUGCAUAUAUAUAUAUA